Molecule: messenger RNA, 2073 nt
Organism: Gavialis gangeticus (Gharial)
Lineage: Eukaryota; Metazoa; Chordata; Crocodylia; Gavialidae
Gene: CCDC63
Product: coiled-coil domain containing 63
Exons: 11
Coding region: 405-2063 (552 amino acids)
Biological process (GO): cilium movement; outer dynein arm assembly
Cellular component (GO): axoneme
Source: RefSeq, a predicted model, not a curated record
UCACCCCGCUGCAGCGCUGUGCUCUGGAUUGGUGCUCCUUUCUAUAAUUUCUAUGGAAACCCAUGUACUGAAUGGGUUGGAAUAAGCUUUAAACCAUCUGCUCUCCCCCUAAUUAUAAACGCGAUCAGAGGAACAUGUUUCACCAUGACAUCACUACAAAUGUUCUCCUUUUCUUCCUUGUGGAGCCAUCUGUGAUUAUGUCCUCAUGUGCCAAACAUAAUAAAGGGGCUCUGUGGGUGGGGCGGGGAGACGCAGGCCGGAUCCCGAAGGGAGGCCGGGAAUCUGCUGACAGCACCGCUUCGAUUUUCUUUAAGAGGAGGACAGCGCCGUGGGAGGAUUCGCCCCCUUUACCUGAUCGCCAGGGCUGCCCGGGGAGAGCCGAAGGCUGACGUCAGCAGAAAGCCAUGAAGGGCUCCCAGCGCUGGAAAGGGUCCCACUCCAGGAGCAAUUUUUUGGAUUUCACUGAGAAGGAGAAAGAAAAGAUGGCAGAGGACGAGCUGAGGAAGCUGCAGCAGCAUUUUCGUAUCAUGGUGGAAAAGCGGAAGUCUUUUGGUGUCAAGGUGCUACAGCAGAUGUACCAUCAGGAAAAACAAAUACAUUCACUGAAGCAGGAACACGACGAGAUGGCAUUACUGCUGAGCCUUGCUAAGUCACCCAGGAAUAUGAUGCUGGAUGUCAGAAACUGUAUGGAGCUUAAAUACCUUUUGCAGACUAGAGAUGAGUAUGAUUCUCUGAUAAAAGCAACAAAAGCGCUGAUAGCUGAACUCGAUGAGAAGGUAAUGGAGAUGGAGAACAAGAUAGAAAAACAAAACCUUGUUGUGGCCAAGGUGAAGGAAGCAAAUGACAGCAAAGAGCUGCAAAAGAAGAUUCAGAGGCUGGAGACUCGUUUGAAUCACGUCACAGUCCAUUUCGAUACAGUCUUGACCAUGAACACCAAACUCAGAGAAGAGAUUGAGACCCUGCGAGUUCAGAAGGCCGUCUUUGACAACAACUACAUCAAACUCCACAAGAAAUUUGAUCAGCAAAAGAGAAUGAUGGAAAAUGCGACUGAGCAGUCCUCACAAGCCUAUGAUCAGCGGGUGGAGGCUCUGGACAGGAUCUCAGCCAUGAAGGACAAGCACUACAAAGACACUGUGCAGUUUAACAUCGAGUUCAGGGAGCUGGAGCGAAUCUUCGACCAUGAGACCAAGCUGAAGUCUUUCAUGGUCGUCAAGCUCGUGGAUCGCUCUGACUUCGAGGACCAGGUCAAGAGGGAAGAAGCCUUCAAAGCCAGCAAACGUGCCAAGAAGAGCAAAGGGGAAAGCUUUGAGAGCUAUGAGGUUUCUUAUAUACGCCUGCUCCAGAUGACAGAGAAUGGGGACAUUGGCCAGCUGGUAGAAGAGUUCAUUGAGAAGGAGGAGAAGAACUUUGCCUACUUCAGCUACGCCACCGAACUCAACAAUGAGAUGGAGAGACUGCAGAAGAGGAUUGAGGAUAUUCAGAGUGAAAUCCUUCACCUGAAGUCACAACAGAAGGAUGCCAAAACCACAAGCCACGUCUCUCUGAAGGAGCUGGAAAGGAAGCUGAAGAAAACCAGUGAGGAAGCUGACCUGUAUGAGUUAACCUGCAAGGAGGGCGGCAAAGUCUUGGACCAGCUCAAAUCCGCUGUAGCCUUUCUGUUCAAGCAAACAAACUGCGAUGCCACAAAGAUAAAGGAGCAGCUUGGAGAGAGUGAUGAGAUCACUGACCUGAACCUGAUGCAGUACUUUGGUGUCAUAGAAAAGAAGACCAAUGACCUACUGCUCACAGAGGCUUUUGUGCGCUACAAGGAGUUCGAAGGAGAGCGGGACUCGUCUCCUCUCUUGAAUCCAUUUUUAGGUGGCUCAUCACUCCUGAAAUCUAUGGAUUCUAACAAGAUGGCACUGCCUCCCCCUCCCAUUGAGCAUGUGGCAGACAUCUUGGAGGACUUUGAUAACCCUUUGGACCAUGACAGUAUACGUGACCUGAUUCUUGGGAACUCCGAGACAGACCAGUCCAGGAGCAGUUCAGUGGACAAAGGCCAGAAGAGAGAAGUGAGCUUCUAGGGCACAGAGA